AUGGCUUCUGCCGGCCUCCUGUCUGGCCCUGCCCGAGGGGUCGAUAUCACGGAAACCGUCGAUGCAACUGCCUUGUUUAAGAAUCUCGCCUCGGUCGAGUACAGCGCAGUCGAGGUUACGGCCGCUUUCUGCAAGCGGGCAGCCAUUGCGCGAGGUGCAUCCGAGUUCCUGGGCUCUGCUGCGGCCUCACUGACUUCAAGCCUACGGCAAAUCGAGUCCCUUGUGAAGCACGUCGGCGCCAAGUACGCCUUUGUGCGCCUGCUGCGCGACUCGAGGCACUUGCAGGCAAAUACUCUCGGGCACUGGUUCACGUGGCUCGGUAUCAACUUUCUCCUGGGCGCAGCUGCAUUCAUCGUGGCCGAGGCGGUGCCAGUCUUGAACUAUCUGCUUGCGCUGGCCAGUGCAGUGUGCUUCGCCCCCUUCAGUUUGGUGUUCCCGCCGCUCUUGUGGAUGUAUGAUCAAAAAGGCUGCGGAGUGAGGUCCGCCGGACAGAAGGUCAAGCGUGGCCUUCAUGCGGUGAUUGUGGCGGUUGGGAUCUUGAUGAUAGUGGGUGGGAUUUACUCCGUUGCUAUAUCGAUCCGAAACGCCUUCGCCGACGGGGAUAUUUCCCGUGUCUUCGACUGCAGGGACAACUCUGGCUUCAGUUCGUAA
This is a messenger RNA of Aspergillus uvarum CBS 121591, 651 nucleotides long. RefSeq lists its product as uncharacterized. The transcript is spliced from 4 exons. The coding region runs from base 1 to 651 and encodes 216 amino acids. NCBI's taxonomy places the organism in Eukaryota, Fungi, Ascomycota, Eurotiomycetes, Eurotiales, Aspergillaceae. The record is from RefSeq and is a predicted model, not a curated record.